AUGACACAGCAGGAGGCGGAGCACGCUGCUCUGGCCACGAAGAGGGCGCAGCUUACCGCGUCUUGGCGCGUUCUUGAGGCCCGCGUCGCCGCGGCGCGCGCCACCAACGAGGGCGAGCGGCGCGCCCUGGAGGAGCAGCAGAAGCAGCAGGCCACCGAGGCGCUUGCCAGGGAGAGGCAGGCGCAGGCGCAGGAGGAGACGGUUCUAGCCAGCGAGAGGGCGGCGGAUGCCUCCCAGGAUGAAUUGGCCCGCCUGAAAGGCGAGGCUGACCAGGUCCACGCCGAACUCCAACACCGGGAGGAGGAGGUCACCAUCAGGGAGACCGACGUCGGCAUUACGACAGCGGACCUAGAAGCCCGGGAGGAACUGCUGAUUCUCUGGGAGACGGAGGCCGCUGAGGAGGUGUUGGCCGCGGCCGCUUGGGAGGAGCGGGCCUCCAAGUGGGAGUCCGAGCUGACCGCCUGCGAGCAGGCCCUCUCCGCCCUUGCGGAGCGGGUGAAGCGGGAUGAAGCCCAGGCGACCUGCGCGGCCGGGGGACAGGGCUUCGAGGAGCGGCUGCGGCGCGCGACGGAGGAGCUCGAGGCCGCCGAGACCGAAUGGGCCAAUGUGAAGCGGAUGAUGGAAGACAUGUUUCGAUAG
Molecule: messenger RNA, 639 nt
Organism: Phragmites australis (common reed)
Lineage: Eukaryota; Viridiplantae; Streptophyta; Magnoliopsida; Poales; Poaceae
Exons: 2
Coding region: 1-639 (212 amino acids)
Source: RefSeq, a predicted model, not a curated record